AUGGAUUGUUCGACUGAGAAAUUCGGCCCAUUGACCGGGCGAGGCUACCUUACUUGGUCGAAAAAGAUGAAGAGAGUGCUGAUGUCAAAAGGGCUGUGGCCCAUUGUCGAAAGAGGCUACAAAAAGCCCUUUAACGAGUGGCUCGACUCCCGAGAAAUGGAAAAACUGAACAAACUCAUAAAGAACGAUUCCAAUGCUCUGAGCCUCAUUCGCCAGUCUCUCGCGCCACAAAUUUUGAUGCUGGUCGUGAACGCCGACACUGCCAAGGAAACUUGGGACAAACUACGUGACCUGUUUCGCAAAAUGCCCAAAGCCGAGACCUUCACCGGAGAAAAUGCUAAUGGAAUGCCUCUUUCGGGAGAUAAACCGUUCUUCGACAUUUGUCUGGUUAAAUCGGCAGUUCAGCCUACUUGCCUUCUGACAUUUCCGAACGAAGUGGGUAAAAUGUUGCCUACGACUUGUGUCACGGCAAAUGUGAAAUGUUUGGGGAAGGUGUACAAAAUAAACUUCAAUGGGGAAAGGAGGCAAAAAUGUUUGAGCUCUGGAUGGAGGCAGGUGGUGAUUGAACAUGGUCUUUCGGAGGGCGAUUUUGUCGUGUUUGAAAUAGUCGAGUGCAGCAGUUUGCGGCUCGAUAUCAAUCUUCAGGUGCUGAGGAAUGUCAUUCCACCAGAAUUGGAAGACGAGAUUCGAAGGAGGGAGGCUCAUAUGGUUGAACUCAAUUGA
Molecule: messenger RNA, 723 nt
Organism: Striga asiatica
Lineage: Eukaryota; Viridiplantae; Streptophyta; Magnoliopsida; Lamiales; Orobanchaceae
Source: the annotation of a GenBank genome assembly